Molecule: messenger RNA, 336 nt
Organism: Staurois parvus
Lineage: Eukaryota; Metazoa; Chordata; Amphibia; Anura; Ranidae
Source: the annotation of a GenBank genome assembly
AUGUCGGCUCCAGGGCUCAGGAGGAAGAAGGAGCAGAGGAAGGAUUGGGCAGUCUACCUCGAAACAUCAAUUCUGCUAGCUCUCUUUUACUCUUCAACACAACUGAGAAUCUCUAUAAGAAAUACGUCUUUCUGGACCCCCUGGCUGGGGUGGUCACUCGCACUAACCAGGCAGCUGAGGGCGAGGAUGGGGAUCGGCUAUUUGAUGCACCCCUCUCUAUCACCAAGAGAGAACAGUUGGAGCGACAGACAGCAGAGAAUUACUUCUAUGUUCCGGACUUGGGCCAGGUCCCGGAGAUUGACGUCCCAUAUUACUUGCCAGACCUACCAGGAGUAG